UAUAUUCUGAAUGUAACGCCCGACCUUCCCAAUGUAUUUGAAGAGAGAAUCAAAUACAUGAACAUCCCAAUCACCGACCAUUGGAGUCAAAAUCUUGCCAGCUUUUUUCCAAAAGCUAUCGAAUUUAUCGACGAGGCCCGUGGCCAGAACAAAGGUGUGUUGGUGCACUGUUUAGCGGGGGUGUCGCGCUCGGUGACAGUGACUGUGGCCUACCUGAUGGCCCGCCAUCAUCUGUCACUCAACGAUGCCUUCUGCCUGGUGAGGGCCCGCAAGUCCAACAUUGCUCCCAACUUCCACUUUAUGGAGCAGCUGCAUACGUUCGAAAGGCAGCUAAACGAUGGCGCCAAUGCUCAGCCUCAUUCUGCUAAUCGAUCUCCAGCAGCAGUGAGAUGCCUGGCGUGCGGGCUAGUAGAUGCAGCCGACACUUGCCGCAAGUGCUGUGACCGUGUGGUGGACAGUGGAGGUGGAAGGGGGAGGCUACCCUCCCAGCCACCCCCCAGCACCACCUCAUCAUCAUCUUCUGCCACUUUCCUCUCGCCUUCCUCCCUUUCACUCAUAGGACAAUCUCCAGAUGGGUAUGGAGUUGACCGUUGGACGACCCCGUCGGAAACGACGCCCCGUAGUGGAGGCCCCCAAGGCGACGAUGCGUCUCUGGUCCAUGAGAUGAGCCAGGGCGGCAAUAGUUCCGGUGCCGCCUCUACUAUUUACAAAUUCUAA
This is a messenger RNA of Nilaparvata lugens (brown planthopper), 717 nucleotides long. Its product is annotated as dual specificity protein phosphatase 9-like. The record is from RefSeq and is a predicted model, not a curated record. Gene Ontology annotation, biological process: protein dephosphorylation; negative regulation of MAPK cascade. The annotation marks the transcript as partial. Lineage: Eukaryota; Metazoa; Arthropoda; Insecta; Hemiptera; Delphacidae. Gene Ontology annotation, molecular function: MAP kinase tyrosine/serine/threonine phosphatase activity; protein tyrosine/threonine phosphatase activity. The transcript has 4 exons. Gene Ontology annotation, cellular component: cytoplasm; cytosol.